AUGGCUACCACAGCAGAGAAGUCUCCUGGAGCCUACUUCCUUCCUGAGUUUGCACUCUCUCCUCAGGGAAGUUUUCUGGAAGAUACAACAGGGGAGCAGUUCCUUACGUACCGCUAUGAUGACCAGACCUCAAGAAACGCUCGCUCUGAUGAAGACAAAGAUGGCAACUGGGAUGCCUGGGGCGACUGGAGUGACUGCUCGCGCACCUGUGGGGGCGGAGCCUCCUAUUCUCUGCGGAGGUGUUUGACAGGAAGGAAUUGUGAAGGACAGAACAUUCGUUACAAGACAUGUAGCAAUCAUGACUGUCCCCCAGAUGCAGAAGACUUUAGAGCCCAACAGUGCUCAGCCUACAAUGAUGUCCAGUAUCAGGGGCGUUAUUAUGAAUGGCUUCCACGAUAUAAUGAUCCUGCUGCGCCAUGUGCACUCAAGUGUCAUGCACGGGGACAGAACCUGGUAGUGGAGCUGGCACCCAAAGUACUGGAUGGAACUCGUUGCAAUGCUGACUCCCUCGAUAUGUGUAUCAGUGGCAUCUGUCAGGCAGUGGGCUGCGAUCGGCAACUCGGGAGUGACGCUAAGGAGGACAACUGUGGUGUCUGUGCUGGAGAUGGCUCCACCUGCAGGCUGGUGCGGGGACAGUCAAAGUCGCAUGUUUCUCCUGAAAAACGAGAAGAAAACGUGAUUGCUGUUCCUUUGGGAAGCAGAAGUGUGAGAAUUACAGUCAAAGGACCUGCUCAUCUCUUUAUUGAAUCCAAAACGCUUCAAGGAAGCAAAGGAGAACACAGCUUUAACAGCCCUGGAGUUUUUGUUGUAGAAAACACAACAGUUGAAUUUCAGAAGGGCUCAGAGAGGCAAACCUUUAAGAUUCCAGGACCUCUGAUGGCAGAUUUCAUCUUCAAGACCAGGUACACUGUGGCCAAAGACAGUGUGGUCCAGUUCUUCUUUUACCAGCCCAUCAGCCAUCAAUGGAGACAAACCGACUUCUUUCCCUGCACAGUGACAUGUGGAGGAGGUUAUCAGCUCAACUCUGCUGAAUGUGUGGAUAUCCGCUUGAAGAGGGUGGUUCCUGACCACUAUUGCCAUUACUACCCUGAAAAUGUAAAACCCAAACCAAAAUUGAAGGAAUGCAGCAUGGAUCCUUGCCCGUCAAGUGAUGGCUUUAAAGAGAUUAUGCCCUAUGACCACUUUCAACCUCUCCCUCGCUGGGAACAUAAUCCUUGGACUGCAUGUUCCGUGUCCUGUGGAGGAGGGAUCCAGAGACGGAGCUUUGUGUGUGUGGAGGAGUCCAUGCAUGCAGAGAUACUGCAGGUGGAAGAAUGGAAGUGCAUGUAUGCACCCAAGCCCAAGGUUAUGCAGACCUGCAACCUAUUCGAUUGCCCCAAGUGGAUCGCCAUGGAGUGGUCUCAGUGCACAGUGACUUGUGGCCGAGGGUUACGUUACCGGGUGGUUCUCUGUAUCAACCAUCGUGGACAGCACGUUGGGGGCUGCAAUCCACAACUGAAAUUGCACAUCAAAGAGGAAUGUGUCAUUCCCAUCCCAUGUCAUAAACCAAAAGAAAAAAGUCCAGUGGAAGCUAAGUUACCUUGGCUGAAACAAGCACAAGAAUUAGAAGAGACCAGAAUAGCAACAGAAGAACCAACGUUCAUUCCGGAUCCCUGGUCAGCCUGCAGUACCACAUGUGGGCCGGGCAUACAGGUGAGAGAGGUCAAGUGCCGAGUGCUGCUCACAUUCACACAGACAGAAACUGAGCUUCCAGAGGAAGAGUGUGAAGGCCCCAAGCUGCCCACAGAGCGGCCAUGCCUCAUUGAAGCUUGUAACGAGAGUCUUGCAUCGAGAGAGCUGGACGUCCCUCUCCAAGAGAAGGACAGUGACAUGACUUACGACUGGGAGUAUGCUGGCUUCACUCCUUGCACAGCAACAUGCUUGGGAGGCCAUCAAGAAGCCAUAGCAGUGUGCUUACACAUCCAGACCCAGCAGACAGUCAAUGACAGCUUGUGUGAUAUGGUCCACCGUCCUCCAGCAAUGAGCCAGGCCUGUAACACAGAGCCCUGUCCGCCCAGGUGGCACAUGGGCUCCUGGGGUCCCUGCUCAGCAACCUGUGGUGUUGGAAUCCAGACCCGGGAAGUGUACUGCCUGCACCCAGAAGAGUCCCCUGCACCUGCUGAGGAAUGCAGGGAUGAAAAGCCCCAUGCCCUACAAGCAUGCAAUCAAUUCGAUUGCCCUCCUGGCUGGCAUAUUGAAGAUUGGCAGCAGUGUUCCAGGACAUGUGGUGGGGGAACUCAGAACCGAAGAGUCACCUGUCGGCAGCUAUUAACAGAUGGCAGUUUUUUGAAUCUCUCUGAUGAAUUGUGCCAAGGACCCAAGGCAUCGUCUCAUAAAUCCUGUGCCAGAAUAGACUGCCCCCCACAUUUGGCUGCAGGAGACUGGUCAAAGUGCUCUGUCACUUGUGGUGUUGGACUCCAGAGAAGAAAGCAGGUGUGUCAGAGGCUGACUGCCAGAGGCCGGCGUGUUCCCCUUAGCGAGACACUGUGCAGGGACCUACCAGGGCUUCCCCUUGUAAGAUCCUGCCAGAUGCCUGCGUGCCACAAAGUAAAACCAAAGACAAAAAUAAAACUUGGUGAGCAGAGUCCUCAGAUUCUCAGUGUCCAGAGAGUCUAUAUUCAGACAAGGGAGGAGAAACGUAUUAAUCUGACCAUUGGCAACAGAGCCUAUUUGCUGCCCAACACAUCUGUGAUUAUUAAAUGCCCAGUACGACGAUUCCAGAAGUCUCUGAUCCGGUGGGAGAAGGAUGGCCGUUGUCUGCAGAACUCCAAACGACUUGGCAUCACCAAGUCAGGCUCACUGAAGAUCCACAGUCUCGAAGCCCCUGACAUUGGUGUGUACCGAUGCGUUGCAGGCUCAGCCCAGGAAACAGUUGUGCUCAAGCUCAUUGGAACAGACAACCGGCUCAUUGCACACCCUGCCCUCAGAGAGCAAAUGAGGGAAUAUCCUGGGAUGGAUGGCAACAAAGCUGAUAGUUUGGGAACUGCGUGGCAUAAAAUGAGACAAAUGUGGAGUAACAAAAAUGAGCUUUACCUACAUGAUGACCAAAUUAAUAACCAGCCUUUCUUAAGAGCUUUGUUAGGCCACUGCAGCAAUUCUGCAGGCAACACCAAUUCCUGGGAGUUUAAGAAUAAGCAGUUUGAAGCAGCAGUUAAACAGGGAGCAUAUAGCAUGGAUACAGUCCAAUUUGAUGAACUGAUAAGAAACAUGAGUCUGCUUCUGGAAACCAGAGAGGUCAGCGAUGACCUUGCCUCUCAGGUGAUUUACCAGCUGGUGGCUGAGUUAGCCAAGUCCCAGUCAGCACACAUUCAAUGGAAGGGCAUCCAGGAAGAGGUGCCUCCUGCUGCUCAGCUCAGGGGCACAACAGAAAGUCUGCCCCAGAGUUCAAAAGUGAAAAACUCAGGCAGGCUGACCUUUAAACCAAAAGGACCUAUUCUCAUGAGGCAAAGCCAACACCCUUCAGUUUCAUUUAACAAAACAAUAAAUGCAAGGAUUGGAAAUACUGUGUAUAUCACUAAAAGGACAGAGGUCAUCAAUAUACUCUGCGACCUUCUUACCCCCAGUGAGGUCACAUAUACAUGGACCAAAGAUGGAGCACUGUUACAACCAUCAGUAAAGAUAAUUUUGGAUGGAACUGGGAGAAUACAGAUAAAGAAUCCUACAAGGAAAGAACAAGGAAUUUAUGAAUGUUCUGUAGCUAAUCAUCUUGGUUCUGAUGUGGAAAGUUCUUCUGUGCUGUAUGCAGAGGCACCUGUCAUCUUGUCUGUUGAAAGAAAUAUCACCAAACCAGAGCACAACCAUCUGUCCAUUGUGGUGGGAGGCAUCGUGGAGGCAGCCCUUCAAGCAAAUGUGACAAUCCGAUGUCCUGUAAAAGGUGUCCCUCAGCCUAAUGUAACUUGGUUGAAGAGAGGAGGAUCUCUGAGUGACAAUAUUUCCUUGCUUUUCAAUGGAUCCCUGUUGUUGCAGAAUGUUUCCCUUGAAAAUGAAGGAACCUAUGUUUGCACAGCCACCAAUGCUCUUGGAAAGGCAGUGGCAACAUCUGUACUCCACUUGCUGGAAAGAAGAUGGCCAGGAAGUAAAAUUGUAUUUCCCAAACAACAAAAAAAUCAUGUUCUCCAGGCAUCUAACACCAGAACCAACAGCAGUAAUUCAACAGGAGAAUCCCUGCCCCCAGAGCCUUUCUGGGAGCCUGGUAACUGGACACAUUGUUCUGCCUCCUGUGGUCACUUGGGAUCCCGUAUUCAGAGACCCCAGUGUGUGUUGGCUAGUGGACAGAAAGUGAGUGAAGCCCUUUGUAAUCACCUCCAGAAACCACUGGCAGGGUUUCAGCCCUGUAACAUCCAGGACUGCCCUGCAAGGUGGUUCACAAGUGUGUGGUCAGAGUGCUCUUCAUCUUGUGGUGAAGGAUUCCACAGUCGGCAAGUGACAUGUAAAAGGACAAAAGCCAACGGAACUGUGCAGACAGUGUCUCCGAGGGCAUGUGCCCCUAAAGACCGGCCUCUGGGAAGGAAACCAUGUCAUGGGCAUCCAUGUGUUCAAAGGAUCAUCGAACCAGCGAGCCAGUGUCCUGGACGUUGCAUGGGUCGUGCCGUGAGGAUGCUGCAGCAUCACACAGCUUGCGGACACCACAACAGCUCUGACUGUGAUGACAGGAGGCCCACCUUUAGGAGGAAUUGCACAUCAGGAGCCUGCAAUGUGUGUUGGCGCACAGGCCCUUGGAAACCCUGUACAGCAGCCUGUGGCAGGGGGUUCCAGUCUCGGAAAGUCGACUGUGUCCACACAAGAAGCUGCAAACCUGUGGCUGAGAGAUACUGUGUGCAGAAUAAGAAACCAGCUUCCUGGAGGCACUGUCUUGGGCCUUCCUGCAAUAGCGACUGUACAGAUACAACUCACUACUGUAUGUUCAUAAGACACCUUAAUUUGUGUUCUCUGGACCUCCACAAACGAAAGUGCUGCCAGUCAUGCCAAGAAGGGUAA
Messenger RNA from Marmota flaviventris (yellow-bellied marmot), 5016 nucleotides. Lineage: Eukaryota; Metazoa; Chordata; Mammalia; Rodentia; Sciuridae. The record is from RefSeq and is a predicted model, not a curated record.